This is a messenger RNA of Eimeria tenella, 210 nucleotides long. RefSeq lists its product as uncharacterized. Lineage: Eukaryota; Apicomplexa; Conoidasida; Eucoccidiorida; Eimeriidae. The transcript has a single exon. The record is from RefSeq and is a predicted model, not a curated record. Bases 1 to 210 code for a protein of 69 amino acids.
AUGUGUCGUGCCCAGGGGCAGCAAGCGCUGCAGCAGCAGACGAGCUGCAUGCGGUGGCAGCAGCUACAGCAGCAGCAGCAGCUACAGCUGCAGGAGGUACAGCUGCGGCCACAGCAGCAACAGCUACAGCAGCAGCAGCUGCAGCACGCCCGUCCCUUCACAGGUGACGAGCAGCAGCUGCUACUGCCCAAAAGUCGGUACAUCGAUUAG